AGAGGCAAAGUUAACUUCCCCGAGCAGCCAGGCCGCCCAGUCUGGGGAUGGCUAAGCCCGGGAUGGCCGCGUCUCGGGCCUUCCCGUUGCUGGUCGAGGGAUCCUGGGGCCGCGACCCUCCCAAGAAUCUGAGCACCAAGCUGCAGUCCUAUUUCCAGAGCCGCAAGCGCUCCGGAGGCGGCGGGGAGUGUGAGGUCCGCAGAGACCCCGAGAGCCCGGGGCGCUUCCUGGUGCUCUUCUCCGAGGACGUUCGACAGACAGUUCUGCAAAAACCAAAUCACGAGUUAGUCUUGCCAGGAAAAGGGACGUACCAGUUAACAGUCCAGCUGCCCACCACUCCGGAUGAAGUCCCAGAUUCUAAGGAGAAAAUUCCAACACGUUUUGAAUCCAAGACCAAAGAAGAUGUCAAAGAACCAGGUGUGUCAGAAGAGGUGGAAGAUAUCCCAAGAGAAUGUGAACAUGUUCCCAGUUUGGUGGCAUUUGAAAACCUCCACACGAAUGUGACUGACAUGAUGUUAACCUUGUUAGUGGAGAACGUAACUGGCCUGACCAGUGAUGACUUCGAGGUGGAAAUAAUACGAGAUUUUGCUGUUGCUGUGGUUGCCUUUAAAAAGCACACAGACACUAUGAAAUUUGUUUCUGACUGUGCCAGUCAUGAUUUGAGUGAAGGACUUUAGUUGUCUCCAAGACUUCUAGAAGAAACAAAAACAGUCCGGGUUGAAAACGUGCCCCCUGAUGUUGAUGACUACCAGCU
Messenger RNA from Cavia porcellus (domestic guinea pig), 754 nucleotides. RefSeq names its product protein mono-ADP-ribosyltransferase PARP14-like. The record is from RefSeq and is a predicted model, not a curated record. Bases 48 to 677 code for a protein of 209 amino acids. Lineage: Eukaryota; Metazoa; Chordata; Mammalia; Rodentia; Caviidae. The transcript has 5 exons.